ACGGGGAGGCCGCGGGUCCCGCCGGGCUCGGCCGCGUCCCCCGGAGCGCUCCGGUGAGGAGAGGCCGUCUUCCCCCCCGCCUCCCCUCCCCGGCCCCGCUCCUGUCAGCGCCGGUGCUCUGCCCGGUGCCCGCCGGCGGCUGCGGGACGCGUCCCCCCCCGGGAAGAUGGCGCAGGCGGCGCUGGGCGCGGCGGGCCUCCACUUCGACGAGCUGAACAAGCUGCGGGUCCUCGACCCCGAGGUGUCGCGGCAGACGGCGCAGCUCCGGGAGGAGUGCGGGGUCUUCCUGGAGAAGAUAGCAGAAUUCCAAAAAAUAGUGGGUAGCUUAAUCGAACUGGUUGACCAACUGGCAAAAGCUGCGGAAAGUGAGAAGAUGAAGGCCAUCGGUGCACGAAAUUUGCUGAAGUCUAUAGCAAAGCAAAGAGAAGCUCAGGAACAGCAACUUCAGGCUUUAAUAGCUGAGAAAAAGAUGCAGUUGGAAAGAUACCGAAUAGAGUACGAGACUCUGUGUAAAAUUGAAGCAGACCAGAACGAAUUCAUUGACCAAUUCAUUUUUCAGAAAUAGAGGAUUUUAAGAUAAAAACAGACUAACUUGGAAACUUGACCAUUCCAGAGUCUUGAGAAUUUCGAAAAUAUGCAAUUUUUCACUGUGUAUGAACGAAGAGAUGGUUUGUACAAAUGGAAGUGUCUUUUAAUUCAGUGUGAAUUACACUAAAAGUGGCAAUAAGGAGGGCCUUCUAGCAGAUGUAAAGACUGUUCUGUCCUUUGAUUUUAUAAAAGUUUUGUACAGUCAGUAGUUCUAAUUCAAAUUAUAGUUGAAUUAAUACUACUGUUGCUAUGUUAUGUCUCUCACUUUUUGACUUGUACAGCUCUUUCAAAGAAAUCAGGAAAUAAAUUAUUGUUUUCAGACUUUCUGGAUAUACCAGAA
Harpia harpyja (harpy eagle) is the source of this 928-nucleotide messenger RNA. It is a transcript of the gene IFT20, whose product is annotated as intraflagellar transport 20. The record is from RefSeq and is a predicted model, not a curated record. The coding region runs from base 167 to 565 and encodes 132 amino acids. Lineage: Eukaryota; Metazoa; Chordata; Aves; Accipitriformes; Accipitridae. The transcript is spliced from 4 exons. Gene Ontology annotation, cellular component: cilium; centrosome; intraciliary transport particle B. Gene Ontology annotation, biological process: centrosome localization; intraciliary transport; protein localization to cilium.